Molecule: messenger RNA, 2043 nt
Organism: Lingula anatina
Lineage: Eukaryota; Metazoa; Brachiopoda; Lingulata; Lingulida; Lingulidae
Product: ribonuclease P protein subunit p40
Biological process (GO): tRNA 5'-leader removal; endonucleolytic cleavage in ITS1 to separate SSU-rRNA from 5.8S rRNA and LSU-rRNA from tricistronic rRNA transcript (SSU-rRNA, 5.8S rRNA, LSU-rRNA)
Cellular component (GO): multimeric ribonuclease P complex; ribonuclease MRP complex
Molecular function (GO): ribonuclease MRP activity; ribonuclease P activity
Source: RefSeq, a predicted model, not a curated record
AUGGUAUGCUGUCUGGGCCCAACAAGAUGUGAAGAAGGGAUUCUCAUUUUAAACCUGACGAAAGACACAUACCAAGAAUUAGGCUUGGUAGGAAAACCCACAGUCUUUCAAAAGAAGUUACCAACAAAAUAUGUUGUAGAAAUAAACCUUACUGAAGAAUAUUUCACUCCUGGAAAGAAUUAUUAUGAGCGAGUUAAGUGGUGCCUUACUGACCGACUGAGCCUUGUUUUUGACUUUCUUGUUGCAUGGCUGCCACAUGAAGACCAAAUCUCACAGAGCUCAGUCCCUGCGUAUCUUUGUAACAAGGGGUUUCGCAGUAGAGCCUUCAAAGUGAGUGAGGAAAUCACUUUCAAAAAGGAUGUUAAGUAUCCUGUCAUAGACAGUAAUGACUUUGAUGGACACGGUGAAGGCGGGAACAGUGACAAUGACUGCCCUAUCACAAGCAGCACAAAGUAUGAUGAGCAGAAGAAGGGCGGGACCAAGUCUGAUGGACAGCUUAAAAGUGGAGAUUUUCUCUGUUCAUAUACAGAAUUCUGGGAGUGGCUUGGAGCAUUCACAUGUGGACUUGACUGUGAUGGUUCUCCAGAUGACUUCCUCUCCACAUUCUCAUGUCCAGACCCUGUGUCCAUCUCUCAAAGCUGCUGUCAGUGUAAAUACAGGGGUUUUAUUUUGCCUGGCACUAUAAAUUGCCUGAUAGAAAGUUUAAGAGACUACAUGAAAUCUUCCACAUCCCCCUGGGCUUGUGUGACAGUCCACGGGUUUACAGACUCCCCCGUCUCCUGGAGGAGAAAUGAACACGGCCACCACAAGGGAGGAGAAAACUUGUAUACAUUUGUUUUAUUUCCAAGUGAAGACUACUGGCUAUAUAUGGCAGUUGGAACACAUGAUAUAUGUCCGCCGUGAUUGGGGGGAAAUAUUUGCUGGAGACUGAAAAAUGUUUUAAAUAAUUUACUUUGGUUGAAGAAUAUGUCUAUUUUUUCAUGAUGUUAAAAAUCAUGUUGAAGUUAAAGUUGUUAUUUUGCUUAAUGGGAAAUAUGUCCAGCUAGGGUAUUUUUUAAAGAAGUUCACAUACACAAAUUUCCAAAGAGUAAAAUGCAAACCUAUGAAAUCAAAAUAAUAUUUUUUUUUUUGAAAGAUUAAAAGUUGAGGAUUUUACACAGAAAUAUUAGGCAAAUAUUGACUUUGUACUAAAGACACUUUAAUAUUUUAAAUAUCUGGUUCCAGUGGCUUUCUGGUGAAACAAUUAUAACACUUGGCACUGGAAAUAUAUACAUCUCUUUAUUUAAUAUAAAUAUCUUCAAAUAAAGAGUACCGUUUCAAUAAGUUCAUGUUUUAGAGCUGACAGUCUAAAAAUGUCAAAGUAAAUGUAAAACACUAGACUGAGCUUUAUUUUAUUCAACUUAUGUUCAAAACAAUAAUACUACAAACAUGAUCAAAUUAUCUGGCAGUAUAGUAAAACAGUUUACUAAUUAUGGCAUGUAUAAUUUGGUAUUUAUCAACCUUUGUACAUUUUGCCUUGGAAGCAUCACAAAGAUACCAGUCUGUGAAAUUUGCUGUUUGCAUGAACAUUUUAAAAUUGAUAUCUCAAAAAAAUUCUAAAAAGAAAAUUUUCUGUGAUAUAAAUGUCUGUUUUCAUCUAUUUAUAUUAAAUGAGGGAAACAAUUUUUUAAAAUCACUGAAGCAAGCAGCAAAGGCUGGUAGAUACUUGCAUAAAACACAAUGAAAACCCACAGGUCUUAAAUCUACCUCUGUUCUUUAAUUUACUCCCAAACUAAACUUGCAAAUAAAAGUAACAUUGUUCCAAAUGCCUGUAAUCAUUCACUCUGCUUAAGUGAGUCUAAAUUAUCUUUAAAUCUUUAAAAGAGUAUUUCCAAAGUUGGUUCUUGACAGAGUGGUUGUGUACCCCAAGGUGCAGUUUUAAAGUGUCCCAGUUUCUUCAUAUCUCCAUUUUUGCACAUGUAAAAAUAUGGAAAUGAAUAGGUUUCCCCAUACUGUUUCUGAAACUCCUGAACUACUGCAAUACUGGUAAUGAUGCCAAUCAAU